CCUUUCCAUGCGCAUUUCUGAUAAUCGACCGGUCUCAUCGGAUUCAUAGUAUCUAAACUUCGUUCGCUAUAACCGGUAUGGUGGAGUUAGCAGCAUGCUGCACACUCUCGCUCUCAGUGUGAACCGGUCUGGCGAAAGAACGAGGUGAUGCGAUCGAGACCGAUUAUCGACAUCCACCACUGAGCUUCCAUUUUGUGCCGUAAACGUAGCAAGGUAACUGGAUUUAAUAAGGCAACUGGUGGAGAUGGUAGAUAGCAACAAAUUUGUAUCAUUCUUGCCAGCAAAAAAAAUGGAAGAAACCGAAGAACAAGUACCAAAAACUGUUCCGACAAACCGUUCUCUGUUGACACGUAUGAGCGCAACUUCCUUGUUGCUAACUCGGCUAAAGUCUAGACGCUCAUCGCCUAAGCAAGAUGAUAACGAACUUGAGAGUGGUCCAUACGAACCGCCAUCACCCGACAGCCCGAUUAGUCCCAUACCUUCCAUGGAAGAUUACUCCAUCUUCACUGAUCCUUCUUCUUCCGAUAAUUUCGACCGCACUUCCCUGCGUAUCAACGAAGAUUUCAUCAGAAAUAUUCUCAUGGAACACAGGAGGCGUUUAGGCUACAAAUCCCAAGUGUGGGAAAAUCUGGAAUUAGAAACCUGUAAAACGGACGAGAUAAAUAUGGACACAGUCUUUGUGGAUACCAAGUCCAAUGAAACUAAUGAUGUCUUUUUGCUACAAGCAAGUUUUUUGGGUCGUACGAAUUUAAUUCAGCGUUUGUGCAAAUGCGGAGCUAACGUCAAUUACACUGAGCCCGAGCAUGGUCUCACUCCGUUGCAUUUGUGUGCGUUUCGAAAUUGUCUAGACGGGGUCAAAUACUUGAUAGAACAAGGUGCGAGCAUUGAUACCAAUUCGAAACACACGGCGUUUCAUUACGCCGCCUUUGGAGAUGCCUUCGACGUUGCUCACUACUUCAUGCAACUGAGUAUCAGUCAGCUAUCUCCGCAAGACGCUGAAGAGACGGUAUUGCACGUGGCUGCACGAACUAACGCCCUGCGCGUACUUUCUCUACUGGCGCCGAACAACAAGGAGCUGGAUCGUUUGGAUCAAGACGGAUAUGCUGCUAUUCAUCACGCAGCCGACGGCGGAGACAAAGUUUGCUUGGAUAUACUUCUGAAAGCCGGUUGUCAAGUGGAUUUGCUUACCAGAAAGAAUGACACCGCUUUGCACUUGGCUGCGGCAGCCGGUUGCGCGGAAAACUUGGCUCUUCUGGUCGCGGCAAAUGCUAAUCUUCAACUGAAGAACCAUCGAGGACAUACGGCCUUGCAUUUAGCCACCCGUUCGCAUUCUCUGGAGUGUGUGGAGAUUUUACUGAAAGGUCGCGCGGAUCCCAAUGUGGAGGACGCCGAGGGUCGGACGCCUCUGCAUCUAGCACUAGGCAAGUCUCUGAUGACCGACGACAUUAUUGAACUUUUGUUGAAAUGGCGGGCGGAUGUGAACAAGGCUGACAAAUAUGGCUAUACCCCGCUACACAUCGCUGCCUCGAACGAGCUAUCGCGAUGCGUUAAUUUACUAAUAAAAUCUGAAGCGGAUCUCAGCGCCAGGACUAUCGGUGGUAACAGCGCCCUGUCUAUCGUUCUGCGUAAGACUCCAACAUCUCUGGACGUGUUCGAGCGUAGACUGGAUAAAUCUCUGAUUCUGAAUCGUCACGGAGUCACCGCGGGUGAGCUCGAAUUGCAGCUCGACUUUCGUCCGUUAAUGCAGCACCGGCGGAACCGGCAGAGUCGCUCGCCCGAGAUUGGUUAUCUGAACACCUUAGUGAAAGAUGGUUACAAAGAGAUCCUGGAGCAUCCUCUGUGCCAGUCUUUCCUCUAUCUCAAGUGGCAUAAGAUUCGAAAGUACUAUGCCGCCAGAUUACUCUUCUAUCUCAUAUACGUGCUGAUCCUUACGAGCUGGGUGAUAACUGCCCUCGCUCACGAAUGUUACAAUGACUCGCAGGAAUACAAUAAGUUGCAGAAUUAUAAUGAGUCAACAGAGAAUUCGCCGAACGCUACCAGUAUUUAUGGAUUGUGCGCGAACUCGACCGGAAUCUAUAGAUUCCUCUAUAAACACUCUACGAUGCUCGAGAUUCAGUGGUACAUGCUGGUCGUGUUCACUUUACUCGAGGCUUGUCGCAAGUUUACCGUCAUUCCCAGUUACCGAUCUGUCAGACAAUUCUUCACGCAAAUGGAAAAUCUAGUUGAGUGGUGCGUGAUACUGAGCGUGUUUGCCACAUCUUUCGUGUAUACGGGAAAAAUAGAAUUUUGGCAAAGUCACUUGGGCGCCUUAGCCGUACUCUGUGGUUGGAGCAAUCUGAUGCUGAUGGUCGGCCAGCUCCCGGUGUUCGGCGUUUACGUUGCUAUGUUCACGAGCGUGCAGGCACAAGUAUUUAAGCUGCUUCUGGCCUAUUCCUGCCUGCUGAUAGGCUUUACAGCAAGCUUUUGCGUUAUCUUUCCACAUUCCAACUCAUUCAGCAGUCCGCACAUGGGUCUCAUUAAGGUUCUCGCGAUGAUGACCGGCGAUGUAGGCUUUGAGGAUCUAUUUUUUGCAUCGGACAAGGGUGGCAUCAAGCAUAUUAAAGGAGGAGCUUGGAUCCUAUUACAGAUUUCGGCCCAAAUUUCUUUCGUAUUGUUUCUUCUGUUCGUUACGAUCGUGCUGAUGAAUCUAUUGAUCGGCAUAGCCGUACAUGAUAUUAAGGGCCUACAAAAGACGGCAGGUCUCGCAAAACUCGUCCGCCAAACAAAACUGAUCUACGAUGUGGAAAUCGCAAUUUUUUUAGGAUUUACACCAUCGAAACGUUUCAUCAAGUGCUUACGAUGGACCGCGCUGCUUCUGCCAUCACCUUUACGAGCCGUUUUAACCGUUCGUCCACUAAAUCCCAGAGAGAGGAGAUUACCACGCGAUAUUCUCUCGGCCGCCUACAAAAUAGCUAAAGAAAGAGAUGGACAGAACCAUUUCGCUGUAUCACGCAGAAAAACUUACAGCCAAGCCUGUUAUGCAAAAGCAAGUCUCAAAGGCGACGUAACUGCGGGUCGUCGUCAUGGCGCCGAUGAGGACACGCUACAACACGAUUGCAACAAAUUCAAAGACGAUAUUGCGGAACUCAAGGAGCUUUGUGAGAAAAAUCACACUAUCCUUCGAGAGCUUAUAAAGGCACAGAGUGGUAAAAUAAAUAAACGACAUUGUUAAUAACAAAACAUUACAAAUACCUGUUGAAUUGAAAAGGAAUUUACAGCGAUUUAAAAUUUGAAAUUUUAUCAUAGAGUAGCGAUAAGAGAUUCUAAAACUUUAGAUUCGUAGAACGUGGCAUUGAUACGUCAUGAAUAAUUAAAAUAUCGCUAAUAUUUCAAUGCGUUUUAUAUUUUCCAGUUGCCUAAAUCCUGCCUACGAGACAUCAUUUUACCUCUGAUACAAUAGUGGUUGUGUCCAAUAGCAGCUAUAUUUAAUUUCGUCCAUUUCCAUAUAUGAAUUUUAUGUAAAAAGUACCAAGGGCUUGCAUAAUUUUAUGCACAUAAUAAAUGCUGCGUUAAGUAAAACGUUUUAUUUAACUUACACGCGGUAACUGCAUGAAAUAUUUCCUUAGGAGAAAGCUUUUACUUACUUUAAUCGCCUAAAAUAUAUGUUAAUUUUUUGAAUAUAAACGUUUAGUAUGUAUUUAGUAUCUAAAGACACAUGGAUUUCGUGACGCGAAUACAAAUAUAUGUAUAUUGAUGAGACCUUAGAGAAAAUAGGACAGUUCGUUUAUAUAUUGUUUAAACACUUUUUCAACACUUGUACAAAUUUUUAUAAGAUAUCUCAGCUUAUCAAAAAAGUUUCCUCAUUUCUGAGGAAUCAAUAUGUAAGUUUACAUAUAAACCGGUUUAUAUAUAAUUAUCUUAAGAUUGAUGCAAUUUGAGUUGCGAUGUUACAUCUUUGGAUUAGUAUAUUUUAGUAUCAAUAUUACUUUUAAUUUCUUAUUAUAUAAGUUCUAAAAAAAAGAGUUUUCUAAUCAUUUUCUUUUGGUUUUUUUUAACUACUAUACAAUAUACAUUAUUUGAAGCUGAAUAAGCAUAACUAUGCACAUAUAUUAUUGUUGCAAAUUUUCAAUCAAGAUGUAUUGUUAAGUUGUACGAAUAAAUAUUUUUAUAUCAUGA
This is a messenger RNA of Solenopsis invicta (red fire ant), 4155 nucleotides long. Its product is annotated as transient receptor potential channel pyrexia. NCBI's taxonomy places the organism in Eukaryota, Metazoa, Arthropoda, Insecta, Hymenoptera, Formicidae. Gene Ontology annotation, cellular component: membrane. The coding region runs from base 245 to 3211 and encodes 988 amino acids. The transcript has 2 exons. Gene Ontology annotation, molecular function: monoatomic ion channel activity; protein binding. The record is from RefSeq and is a predicted model, not a curated record. Gene Ontology annotation, biological process: transmembrane transport; monoatomic ion transport.